AGUUGUUUUUAAAUUGGCAAAACGGCGAAGUUAAACUGUAAAUAUUCACGUGGACGUAUAAGUAUUGAGUUUGGGUUCGUGCACGCAGAAUGGGAUAGCAUCGGAAACAUUCUCUGUAGCUAAGAGCGACGAGUAAGAUCGACUGGGCGAGAUUGGUUGGUUGAGAUAAGAUGAUAGAUCCAUCAUCAUCUGAAGAAGACAGUGAUGAAGAGCAUGGAACUGGACAUCAUGCAGGACAUCACCCAUCGGGCCAUCAUCAUGCACAUCAUCACCCAUCUCAUCAAAUGCCGGCUGAAACGUCCCCGUACCACAGCCACCCUCACAGCGGUUCCGAACUAGGCAGUGGAAAUUUGGAGGUACCAAACAAUGCAAAUCCACAGCGUUCUUUAUCACCAUCAAGUGCCGUGUCAGCCGAAACGCUGACUCACAGUAUAGGAUCAAGAACAAAUUCCUUACCAAGACCCACGAGCCCAUCCCCAUCGGUAGCGUCCGAGAAAACCGAAGUAGAUCUACAAGAGAAACAGGAACGUGAGGAGGAGGAGAGGAAACGACGAAUACAGCUCUACGUUUUUAUAUCGAGAUGCAUCGCGUAUCCGUUCAACGCCAAACAGCCGACCGACAUGACUCGAAGACAAACGAAAAUCACCAAGCACCAGCUGGAGACGAUCACCACACGGUUUCAGAGUUUUCUGAAGGGUGAAACACAAAUAAUGGCCGACGAAGCCUUCCAGAACGCCGUGCAGAAUUACUACGACGUGUUCCUGAAAUCGGAGCGGGUCAUCAAGAUGGUGCAGUCCGGGGCGUGUUCGCAGUUCGACUUCAGGGAGGUCUUUCGAAACAACAUCGAGAAACGGGUUAGGUCUUUGCCGGAGAUAGAAGGAAUUAGCAAGGAAACUGUCUUCACAUCAUGGAUGGCGAAAUUCGACUGUAUUUUGAAAGUUGCGGGAGACGAAGAUAGCAAGAGGCCUUCUAGAAUGCAACAAAACUUAAAUUCCGAACUAAUUUUAACCAAAGAACAGCUUUACGACAUGUUUCAACAAAUAUUAGGUGUUAAAAAAUUCGAACAUCAACUACUUUUCAAUGCGCUACUGCUUGACUCUGCCGAUGAACAAGCAGCAGCCAUUAGAAGGGAAUUAGAUGGGCGAAUGCAAAAAGUAGCAGAAAUGGAAAAGAAUCGAAAAUUAAUGCCGAAAUUCGUUUUAAAAGAAAUGGAGUCUCUGUACAUAGAAGAACUGAAAUCAUCAAUAAACUUAUUGAUGGCCAACCUAGAAUCUCUGCCCGUAUCUAAAGGAUCAAUGGAUUCUAAAUAUGGCUUACAAAAACUAAAACGCUAUAAUCACAGGUUGCAUAACCAUAAUAAUUCGUAUAAUGUGAAGCACAUAUUGAUGAAUUAUGUUACUUCUUUUAGAUCGCAAGGAUCUUUAGCAAAACUUGAAGGAGAUUCUGCCGAUAGCGAUACACAACUAACAAAACUUGAUGUAGUUUUAACUUUUCAAUUAGAGGUUAUUGUUAUGGAAGUUAGAGGUUUAAAAUCUUUGGCUCCCAACAGAAUUGUGUAUUGUACCAUGGAGGUGGAGAACGGCGAGAAGCUGCAAACAGAUCAGGCGGAGGCGUCGAAACCGAUGUGGGACACUCAGGGGGACUUCUGCACCACUCAUUCGCUGCCCGUCGUCAAAGUGAAGCUAUACACCGAAAAUCCAGCCAUGCUCGCCUUAGAAGACAAGGAGUUGGGGAAGGUUAUUUUGAAACCCACUCCACUGUCACCAAAGGCUCCCGAAUGGCACAAAAUGAGCGUACCUAAAAAUCUUCCUGACCAAGAUUUAAAGAUAAAGAUCGCGUGUCGGAUGGAUAAGCCUUUAAACAUGAAGCACUGUGGCUAUUUGUACGCGUUAGGGAAGAACGUGUGGAAAAAAUGGAAGAAGAGAUACUACGUCUUAGUGCAAGUGUCUCAAUAUACCUUUGCAAUGUGUAGUUACAAAGAAAAGAAAUCGGAACCUUCAGAGAUGAUGCAGCUAGACGCAUACACUGUAGAUUACAUCGAAGCAUCUAGUGCAAACUUGAUGGUUGGAAUGGGUAAGCAUUUGGAAGGUGGCAGGUACUUUUUCAAUGCUGUCAAAGAAGGUGACAGCAUUAUAUUCGCCAGUGACGACGAAAAUGAAUGUCACCUUUGGGUUAUGGCCAUGUACAGAGCCACUGGCCAAUCCCACAAACCCACGCCACCUGUCACCCUUCAAGACAAAAACUCCACCAUUUCCAAAAUACAAGGCGUUUCAGAUGCUGAUCGUGCCAGAAAACACGGCAUGGAAGAUUUCAUUUCAGCUGAUCCUUGUCAGUUUGAUCAUGCUUCGAUGUUUAAAAUUCUUCAGAAUCUAACCUUAGAGUAUCGUUUAAGUGAUCCUUAUUGUUCUUUGGGUUGGUUUAGCCCUGGUCAAGUUUUCGUAUUAGAUGAAUAUUGUGCUAGAUAUGGUGUAAGAGGAUGUUAUAGACAUUUGUGUUACCUCUCCGAUCUGUUAGAUAGAGCAGAGAAAAACGUUAUGAUAGACCCAACGCUGAUCCAUUAUAGUUUUGCGUUUUGUGCUAGUCAUGUACACGGAAACAGUAAUAACUUUAGACCUGAUGGAGUUGGAAGUGUGACGCAUGAGGAAAAGGAGAAAUUCCAGGAGAUCAAGGAAAGAUUGCGCGUUUUAUUAGAAAACCAAAUAACAAAUUUCAGGUACUGCUUCCCAUUUGGCAGACCUGAAGGUGCUUUAAAAGCGACCCUUUCGUUGUUAGAAAGGGUCCUAAUGAAAGACAUCGUCACCCCAGUACCGCCGGAAGACGUUCGUGGAAUGAUCAAAAAAUGUUUGGAAACUGCCGCACUAGUCAACUACACCAGGUUGUCGUCCGAAGCCAAAAUUGAAGUCUCUGUUUCCGCUGUUGCAGAAGACCUAAGGGGCGAAACAAUGGUUUCACCCAACAAGAAACUAGAUGAUUUAAUUCAUCUAGCUGAAUUGUGCGUCGACUUGUUACAACAAAACGAAGAACAUUAUGCCGAGCAACUGCGCAAGGCAGAGCGGCAACCGUCUACUCAAGCAGCCUCAGCGGGAACUAAUAGUAGUAGUCCCGCUCCAGGCACUCCGGUCCGUGACGCCAAGCACCAAAACUCUGUGUCUCGCUAUUGCAUGCCUCAGCAUGCCACUUACACUCCUGAUGCCACUAAUCCUACGGCCUUCGCUUGGUUCAGUGAUCUACUGGUGGAACAUGCCGAGAUCUUUUGGUCAUUGUUUGGCGUCGACAUGGACAGAGUGCUUGCGGAGCAACCACCUAACAGUUGGGAGUCAUUCCCACUGUUUCAGAUCCUCAAUGAUUAUUUGAGAGCUGAUGACAAUUUGAAGAAUGGCAGGUUCCAUCGUCAUCUCAGAGAUACAUUUGCCCCAUUGGUUGUUCGAUAUGUAGACCUAAUGGAGUCGUCAAUUGCUCAGUCGAUUCAUAAAGGUUUCGAGAAGGAAAGAUGGGAGAUCAAAGGGAAUGGCUGUGCGACAUCCGAGGACUUGUUCUGGAAACUGGAUGCGUUGCAGUCGUUCAUCCGGGAUCUGCAUUGGCCGGACGCGGAAUUCCGACAGCACUUGGAGCAGCGUUUGAAACUGAUGGCUUGCGACAUGAUGGAGUCUUGCAUCCAAAGAACCGAAACUGCCUUCCAGCAGUGGCUUAAAAAGACUGUCACAUUUAUAUCAACCGAUUAUAUUUUGCCCUCUGAAAUGUGCGCCAUGGUCAAUGUUAUUUUGGAUGCCAAGAAUCAGUCGUUUAAAUUGUGCGCUGUUGAUGGUAUAGAUUUGCAUCAGUAUCAUACGAAAAUCGACGAUCAAAUCGAUAAGACGUUAGCGAGCAUGAAUCAAGGUAUGAUCAAUAAACUGAUGUCAGUUUUAGAAGCCACUCUAUCAAAACUGUCAAGGUAUGAUGAGGGAAGCUUAAUAGGUUCGAUUCUAAGCUUUACGAACGUCUCUGGUUCUGGCAAGGAUAUGGGUCAAGGUUAUGUGAAUUUCACACGUAACUGCAUGGACCAGAUUAGGGGGAAGGUGACAGAUGAAUUAUGGAUUUUGAAUUUUUUUGAACAAUGGUACACCAGUCAAAUCAAUAUGCUUUGCAACUGGUUAUCAGAACGGCUGGAUCAUACUUUGCAUCCACACCAAUGUACGUGCCUUGCUCAUAUAGUAAAGAAAAUAUAUUCCGAUUUUGAACUCCAAGGUGUUAUGGAAGACAAACUGAACUCAAAAGCUUAUCAGACGAUAGCUCAAAGAAUGCAAACUGAAGAAGCCACAUGUGCGCUUACUGUCGGACAAAAUGAAGGUAUGGAUGGUUUAGAAGAAGAGUCGGAGAGCCGGAACAAAUCAAAAAUAAUGGAAAGUUUGGGCGGCGAAGAUGGAAAUUUCGUGUCGAAUGUUGGCACCAUGGUAGCCGGUAGAGUUGGCAAUAUGCUUGGUAAAAGUCUUGGAGGCAUAGGUUCAAAAUUAGGAGGGGGAACAAGCAGUUGGUUUUAAUUUAUCGAUAGCUUAUUAUGAUAAGUUAAUUUUUCUCCUAUUCUAUAUUCUAUCUAUGUUAACUUCUUGUCUUUUGAAUCGGUCAAUAUGAUCUGUAUUGGCUGAAUCAAUAAAUUUCAUUAUUAUACUUACGAUAUUUUAUUUUGCAAUUGUUUGUCUCUAUUAAAAUGAAAGGAGCGAAGUUAAAAAUAAUUUGCUAGUGGGGCAAUUGGAGGUGAUGAAUUUAAAGCAUCUCCUUCGAUUAUAGCGCAGAUAUUGCGGUGAUAUUAAAUGCCUUAAUAUUAUUUUAAUACAUCAGCUACAGUAUUUAUAUUAAAUGCUUUAGGAACCUUUCAAAUUCGAACGCUAUUUUAGAAAAUAGAAUUUAGAUUGGCUCCACCGAACUUGUUUUGCGCAUACAUCAAGUUAACAAAGAGGUGAUAUUAGUUUUUGUUAAUACAAAAUACUGUUGAUUUGAUGUAAAUGUAAAAUAACGAAAGGCUGUUUCGAAUGUAAAAAAGUGUACGAAUUUCAUUUUAAUAGAAAUAAUAUCACAUGACAUGCAAGUUUUGAUUUGGCAAGUGUAUUUUAGAUUUGCAUUACAUCAUGUAGGUCGUUCAGUAAGUAAUAUUUUAUGUUCUAUGUACUUCCAGUAAGUGCAUAUCUAAUAUGCAGGUGCACUUGGAACAUAUUGUUUUUUAUUGUUAUACUUACAUACAUACAUAUUAUACAUACAUAGCUUUAUAUGCUGGCAUCGGGUUGUAUUACAAUCAUACUUGAAACGUUAAAGAAGUGACGAUUUUUUCAGAUCCAGUUCUCAAUAUGACACAAUUCUUUCCUUUGACAUGUUUGCGAAAGUGAAUUGAAAUUUUUACAAGGGGGUUAAGUGAAAAAUUUAUGGACAAUUUCAGGUAAAUUAUACUUUCAAAUACGGAAAAUUGAUAUUCGAGGAAAAUGUUUGUGGAAUAUUACAAUUGGAUCAAUAAAAAGAACGUUCCUUCAGAGCAUCUUAUCAAAUAUUCAUAAGGCAAGUUACUAUAAAGUCGAAUAUCCUAGAUUAUAAAAACUGUUAAAUAACAACGAUAAAAGAAUCCUAUUAUCUAUAUAUUGCAUGCUGUUUUCUCUAUAGUUAUUUCACCAGAAACAUUGAUGAGUACAAAUUUAUGGUUAAACUUAGAUAGUGUUGUUUUUCUAAUGACAUACAUUUAGGUAUAUUUGACAAGUGUGAUAGGCUUGGAUAGAUUUAAGUUAACAACUAACUCUUCAAUGUCUCAUCUUCAUUCUUCUAUUCUUAAGUAUAUCUUAUUGCAAAUUUAACUAACUGUUUGAAUUAUUAUUAUAAUUCUAUAAAUGUUGUAGAAAUAAACAAUUUAAAAUUACGUUUAAACUAUCUGAAUAAAUGCGAUUUAUAACUAUAUUAAUAAACACUUUAUAGUAACUAUUUUCUGUUUCUUAUUUAAUACAGGCGCACAGUUUUAUACGUACGGAUUCCACGUAAAUUCGACCAAAGCUUUCAGCAUCUUUCGCAGUUGUGGACAAAAGUAUUCAAUCUACUGUUACGUUUGUCCAUCAACCAAAAUCGAAAUCCUGAAAAGUCCGAAAGUCCAUCCUGAAGCUCUGGUCCAAUUUACGUGGUGUACGACAGGAAAAGUAAUAAGUAAAUUCAAUAAAGGUGAAAUUUUAUAAUAUUAAUGACAUAUCAAAUAUCAUUCAAAAAAUAUAAUAAAUAAUAAUAUGAAUUAGUUUACUUUGACUUUAGUUUUAAACAACGAUGUUCGACCUAUGAUGUCAACACAAAAAGCGUUGUCACCUAAUCUUACAGCCUAUAUUAAUAAUAUUUAUAAUAUCGUUCAAAUAUUGUUAUGUUUAACAACUUGUAAUUACGGUAAAUAAUAAAUUGUUUUUAAUACCAA
Messenger RNA from Aethina tumida (small hive beetle), 6409 nucleotides. RefSeq names its product calcium-dependent secretion activator (gene Cadps). Gene Ontology annotation, biological process: synaptic vesicle exocytosis; dense core granule exocytosis. The coding region runs from base 171 to 4517 and encodes 1448 amino acids. NCBI's taxonomy places the organism in Eukaryota, Metazoa, Arthropoda, Insecta, Coleoptera, Nitidulidae. The transcript is spliced from 25 exons. The record is from RefSeq and is a predicted model, not a curated record.